GGACAGUAUUUCACAACUCCAUCUUCACUCACAUCUUUGCAUAAUAGCUUGCAAACACUAUCACUAUAACAACAAUUACAAUCUUCUGCGAGAACGCCUGAAACAAAGAAACAGAUCUGAAAGUCUUGAAUAUGGCUAGCUACUACAACACCACCUCCUCUUACGCUAGCCCCCCGGCUUUCAAGAGAUCUCGAAGCAUCAAGAGCGACCAUGAGAUCGAUCUCAACGGACCCAUUGAGGUUGUUGGAUCCGUCAAGUCUGGAAGCAGCAUCAGCUUGAACGGCGAUGUGAUCGUUCGAGAGAAGGUUGACGCCUAUGGAAGCCUUGGUCUGAAUGGAAGCAUCAGAUGCGAUGGCAAGGUCAAGGCCUAUGGAAACAUCUUGGUGAACGGAUACACUGUUGCCAACGACAAGAUCAAGGGCUGUGGAAAGCUCCGAGUCGUGGGAACACUCGAGGCUACGGACUUGGAGAUUUACGGAAACGUGAGCAUCACAGGACUAUUGAAAUGCCGACGCCUUAUUGUCUACGGAACUUUGACAUUGAUCGGAAGCGACUCAAGCUACUAUGUCGAAGAGUCUGAGCAAGUAGCCGGAGCUGUCAUGAUGAGGGAGACUGAGCCCGACUGGGACUGGUAACUGGGUGUUAUGAUGUGAUUGAAUUGUGACUGGGACGUUUGGUAUUACCAGAUUGGGAAUUGUGCUUUGGGUUUGCUUUGGACUGUAUCUGGCGUCUGGAUAGAUCAUCAUGGAUUCAAUUCUAUC
Messenger RNA from Fusarium oxysporum Fo47, 761 nucleotides. RefSeq lists its product as uncharacterized. Lineage: Eukaryota; Fungi; Ascomycota; Sordariomycetes; Hypocreales; Nectriaceae. Bases 132 to 635 code for a protein of 167 amino acids. The record is from RefSeq and is a predicted model, not a curated record. The transcript is spliced from 3 exons.